UGCUAGUGUACGAGCAGCCGCGUUUGGCUGCGCGACGAAAGUUCGCACUCUGGUGAUCGUUUCAAAGAUAAAUUCGGGCGAAGUGAAAGCAAGAAAUAAAUUAGAAAUUUCAGAUUACUUGUGAUCCCGGGUCCUCAGCGCGUGUGCGUUACAACAUAGGCGGUACGUGGCGUGGCGGUAGUUUUUCGAAUACGAAUAAAUUAAAGCGCCUACAUUCAUUCUUUAACGUAUAAAAUUCAUUGUUUUUUUACUGAAGUGUGAAAAUAUUUUAAUUGAAUUGUUUAGCUGGAGGAAAUCACACGCAAAAGUGAAAAUCGCAUCCAUUCCUCUGCCAGUCGAAAACGCAUUUAACGAAUGCGUUGUGACGCCAGUGAGAGUAACCGGUUAAAAACUUCUACGGAUCAUACAGCAGACACACAAAAUAUAAGGAGUUAACGAAUAGAACAGGGCCCCGUAACGGGUGCCUCGGAUAUACAGCUCUAAGCAGCAGACCCAACACAGGCAACCGAAGAACUACUCCGGAAGGAACUAGUUUUAUACAUUCGACUGCUCAGACAAAGAAACGUGAAAAAUGGAGCAAUUUGAGCAACUAUUGACCUGUUGUGUGUGCCUUGAUCGGUAUCGCAUACCAAAACUGUUGCCAUGCCAGCACUCAUUCUGCAUGGAGCCGUGUAUGGAAGGACUUGUGGACUAUGUUCGACGUCAGGUAAAAUGUCCCGAGUGCCGUGCAGAACAUCGCAUCCCAUACAAUGGAGUACAGGCCUUUCCAACGAAUGUUACCUUGCAGCGAUUCCUUGAGCUACACAUCGAAAUAACUGGUGAACUGCCAGAUCCCACAUCAGGGCAAAUCAUGGAGCGAUGCGGUGUGUGUUCAGAGAAAUCGUACCUGUCGUACUGCGCACAUUGCGAGAAGAAAAUCUGUGAAGACUGCAAGAGCGCGCACAUGGAUAUAUUGCGUCGUGAGAUUACCCGAUUCAAUUCACAAAUUCGUCGUAGUUUACAUCGCUUGCAGGACAUACUUGCGAUAAUUGAGAAAAACACUACUAGCCUGCAAACCAAUUGCGUUGGUGUGAGCGAAGAGAUCGAUGAGAUCUAUAGACGCAUCACGAAAGCGAUUAAAGAUCGCACCGAUCAAUUAAGGGGCGAAGUCGAUCGCUAUCUGACCAUCGAGAUGCGUAACUUAACAACGCUAAAGGAAAAUCUAGAUCACGAGAUCCAGAAUAUUACAAGCAAUUGCGAUGUGGUCGAUAAGUAUAUGAACGAGACGGUCGAAUGGGAUGAUUGUGAAUUGAUGGAUACGAAAGAGAUCUUCCUUAAGACGGUUGAGUUCCUACGUCACUUUGAGUACGAGAAUGCAGAUUAUACACGUCGUGUGCGCUUCCUUGUGUCCUUAGAUCCAAAUCAGCUGGUAAUGAAUUUGGCCACUUUUGGUGAUUUGAAUAUAGCUCCGCACAGUCAAACCGGCGGAUCAUUGAGCAGUUCACAUUUGGCGCCACCCUCUGCCUUACAACCAGGUCUGAUGCGUUCGAAGAGUGAUCAUCGCCUUGCUACACAGUUUCGUCAGCAAGAGGAUCGUGUAGGCUAUAAUGAUGAACCAGUUUUGGGUGGACGCAAAUUUGGUGAACGGCCAGUGCGUGCCAACAACGAACGUUACGGUGACGGUAACAAUAAUCGCUAUGGCCGAGGUGCCGAUUACGACUACGAGAAUGAUUACGAAAACGAUCAGCCAACAUCCCGCACAGGAAAGUCCUCACGUUUCCGUUCCCGUUUCGUGCGCUCUCAUCAAAAUGAUGAUUCCGAUAGUGAACAACAGCAAACACAGCGUCAGCAGGAGUUAGAGAAAAAGAAAGAUCGCGUGCUAAACGGCGAGGAUGCAUCACGUGGACAACUGAGUGGCAUUAUUCGUCUGAGUGAUUGUGCGCGUGUCAUACAACGAUUGGCGGACAUCGGUAAGGAGAAGAAGGAGAAGAAAACGGAUACUGCAGCGCAGGCAGCUGUACAGGCAGCCAUUCAAGCGCAAAAAGCAUCAAUGCAACGGCCGAAACAGCAAGCGCCAGCUGCGCAAAGACAGGUAUCCGAGGACGAUGAGAUUAGUCGCAUUAAGCGUCAGAACAAGAAUGUUCCUAGUGGAGCUACAACGGCAGCGACGGCAGUCAGUACUGGCAGCACCACUGCGCAAUCGUCCGAAACUGAGCGACCAGCAGCCGAUCGUGUCGCUGCACUCAAGCGGGCUGGGAUAGCACCAGGAACCAGCGAAGAGAGCGACAGCUCCAACCAUGCUUCACCAGUGCGUAGGACGCCACCGCCAAGGGCCGAGUCUAAGGCGCCCGUCUCAGCACAAGUUGCCGCCGUCAAGAAGACCACCCGUUCGGGUAGUAGUGAUUCGACUGCGUCGACGGAGAGUUCCACCAGUUCAGCUGCUGCCGCAGUACCGAGCAGCUCUCGCGUUCGUGAGAGUCCGGCACGUUCACGUGCUGUACCAGCUAACAGCGGCACCACCGCCACUAGCAGCACGCCGACAACUGAGAAGAAACCGUUUGUUAGCCGCUUUUUGCCACAACAUAGCAACCCCACUACCAACACGGACAAAAAGAAGGCCGAAAGUGAGUCAAGUAGUGAAGAGGAAACCUCCACAGAGGAAUCCGAAGAUGAGGUGGACAACAAACCGAAAUCAACCGCAUUAACUGGUUCAAGUUUGGCAGCAAAGAGCUCCGUGGGCAGCAGUGCACUCUCGACGGCCGGUACAGGUAGCUCGAGUGGUGCUUCAUCUUAUCGCGACCGCCUGGAAGCUCGUCGUAAUUCGCGUGAUGAUGCCUCUUCGCGUACAUCAUCGAGCUACGCGACACCGUCCAGCAGCGGUACAAGCGGCUAUGGUUCUUCAUCUCGUCAACGCGCCGUACCGGCUCCACAUCACUCCCACGACACAGACGAUCGCUAUGGCAGUGGCAGUGCCGCCUCAGGCAGCAGCUACACAAGCCGCUUUCUAAACAAAAGCAAGAGCAGCGCAAUUGUAUCGCAACCAUCGCUCUCCACGCCCACCGCCUCCUUCGAUGAGGAUGCCAACGGCACUGGCGACGAUUCGGACUCACGCUAUGGCACCGGACGCUCGCGCUAUUUGGCGAUGAAGGAGCGGCGCAGCCGUUUGGCGCGCAGUCGCUCCUCGCAUGCGAUCGGCAACGAUGACGACGAUUUGGAUGAGCCGGUAUCGCCCACAACGGCAUCGCCAUCUGCUUACUUGGCUUCAAGAUAUGCCGGUUAUGGCGGCUCGGAUUUGGCUCGUAGUCGCUCUUCGCAUGCAUUGAAAUCGCGUGAUAAUUCACCGGCCACCGAUCGAAGCACCGCAUCAGCACGCAGCGGUAUUGUCAGCGCCGCCGGCUCCAGCACGUCCGCCGCAGCGGACAGCAAAGACGGCGAGGCGUUGAGCUCCUGGGCGCGGUACUUAAAGAACAAGUAUGGCAACAAGACUGCCAAAGACACUCCGUCUAGUAGCGGUAGUGGCGCCUCAGCUCUGGCAUCGUCCUCGCAUGGCCAUGGCACUGGCGUCGGCAGCAGCGGCAGUAGCAAUGCCAGUCGUAGUCAUGCCAGUGACGUGUCGCGUCGCUUGAGUUUAGGGCUGCCGUUGCGGCAGGCCAACGAGCUGGGCUCAUCCGAUGAUGACGGUUCAAAAAACGGGGUAGGCUCCCCUACCUCCCCUACGGUAACAGCAGCAGCAGCCGGUAUAACCGGAGUGGCAGGUACUACCCUUAAGGAAUUGUACUUGCGCAAACGGCAGCAGCUGUUCCAAUUGGGGGGACGGGGGAGCGAGCCCGGAUCCUUCACGUGGCCACGCGGCGUAGCAGUCGGCCCGGAUAAUAGUUUCAUCGUCGCCGAUUCGUCAAAUCAUCGUGUACAGGUGUUCGACUCGAACGGUAUCUUUGUUAAAUCUUUCGGAGAAUUUGGCUUACGCGCGGGCGAGUUCGAUUGCUUGGCUGGUGUGGCGAUCAAUCGCAUUGGACAAUACAUAAUCGCAGACAGAUAUAAUCAUCGCAUACAAGUACUCGAUCCACAAGGACGCUUUUUGCGCGCAUUUGGCUCCCAAGGCAUGACCGAUGGUAAAUUUAAUUAUCCUUGGGGCAUAGCAACCGAUUCAUUGGGUUUCAUUUACGUUUGUGACAAAGAAAAUCAUCGAGUGCAGGUUUUUCAAUCCGAUGGCACUUUUGUUGGUAAAUUUGGCAAACUGGGACCGUUGGAAGGAGAACUUGAACACCCACACUACAUCGCUGUUUCGAAUACGAAUCGUGUUAUUGUAUCCGAUUCCAAUAAUCACCGAAUUCAGAUUUUCGACGUCAACGGAAAAGUUCUAAAAACCAUCGGUACAGAGGGUUCUGAUGACGGACAGCUAAAGUUCCCACGGGGCAUCGCUGUGGAUGAUCAGGGUUAUAUAAUAAUCGCCGAUGCGGGUAAUAAUCGCAUACAGAUUUUUAGUCCUGACGGCACAUUCUUAAGGGCCUUCGGUUCAUGGGGUUCUGGUCGUUCAGAAUUCAAAGGACUCGAGGGUGUUGGCGUCAUGUCGAAUGGAAAUAUUUUGGUGUGCGAUCGUGAGAAUCAUCGCGUACAAGUCUUCUAAAUUACUUAACACUAGAAAAAAAGUACUAAACAGAUUAAUAAUUGCAAUUAAACACACACACACACACACACACACACACUUACAUAUAUUUGUAACCAAUAUAAUCACAUGCAUAUAUAUGUAUAUGUACAAGAUGUAUACGAGAGUAUGUAGAUGGAUGGAGGAAAUACAAUAAUUUCAUGCCAAGCAAUUUUUGUUCUGUUAUAGCCUACUCAAAGUGUGUUUGUUCUACUUUGUUUAUUACUACAUACAUAUAUACUUACGUAUAUUUUUAAAAAAGAUUUUUUUUUUGUAAUUUAUUUUUUAAUUUACUUGUUUUCGAUAAUCAUUUGUACGUGCUUCAAUUUAAUAUUGCUUCAGAGGAUAAUGUAGUUUUUGGUUUUAUAAAUUUUUUGCUUAAAGUUAACAAUCGUCGUUUUUAUAAAUGCACAUAUUUGCGCUUACAAAUUUGUAGUUUGAUCAUAAAAAGUAUAAUAAAAUUGGAAAUUGUUUUGAUUAUGGCAGAAAAAUGGA
Anastrepha ludens (Mexican fruit fly) is the source of this 5119-nucleotide messenger RNA. It is a transcript of the gene tn, whose product is annotated as RING finger protein nhl-1. Gene Ontology annotation, biological process: proteasome-mediated ubiquitin-dependent protein catabolic process; negative regulation of translation; protein polyubiquitination. Lineage: Eukaryota; Metazoa; Arthropoda; Insecta; Diptera; Tephritidae. The record is from RefSeq and is a predicted model, not a curated record. Bases 572 to 4606 code for a protein of 1344 amino acids. The transcript is spliced from 13 exons. Gene Ontology annotation, molecular function: translation repressor activity; ubiquitin protein ligase activity; zinc ion binding.